Gadus morhua (Atlantic cod) is the source of this 2228-nucleotide messenger RNA. RefSeq lists its product as uncharacterized. The record is from RefSeq and is a predicted model, not a curated record. The coding region runs from base 1 to 1977 and encodes 658 amino acids. NCBI's taxonomy places the organism in Eukaryota, Metazoa, Chordata, Actinopteri, Gadiformes, Gadidae. Gene Ontology annotation, molecular function: nucleic acid binding. The transcript has a single exon.
AUGAUAAACAUAAAAAAGGAACAGAACGUAAUAAGACGGUGCCUGGUGGGCGUGCGCUCCGGUGCGCAACCCACCACGCCCGUUCGGGCCGGCACGACAGCGGAACCAGCGACGCUGGGACCGCUGGCUGGCCGGGCUCAACAGUGGCGGGCAUGUGGUGCGUCGGAUUGGGUUAUAAAAACUGUAACCGCCGGCUACAGGCUCCAAUUUGCGUCCACUCCUCCCCGUUUCAACGGGAUACUGCAGUCGCAGGCCCGUGGAGAGAAAGCUCAGGUUCUACAGGAGGAAAUCACCUCUCUAAGAAACAAAAGGGCAAUUCGGGUAGUGCCACCGGAGAAAAACCAAAGCGGUUUUUACUCGAGGUACUUUCUAGUCCCGAAGAAGGGAGGGGGCCUCCGGCCGAUAUUAGAUUUACGCGCUCUGAACAGAUACAUGAGACAGUACAGUUUCAGGAUGCUGACACACGCCGCUCUCAUACGCUUCGUGCGCCCGGGAGGCUGGUUCACAAGCAUAAAUCUGAGGGACGCUUAUUUCCAUAUCGCCAUUUAUCCCCCUCACAGGAAAUAUCUCAGGUGCGCCUUCCAGGGCGUAACGUACGAGUAUUUGGUUCUCCCGUUCGGCCUUUCGUUAAGUCCACGGGUGUUUGUGAAAUGCACGGAGGCUGCCAUCGCGCCCCUCAGGUUGAAGGGAAUGCGUUUGGCAACAUACAUAGACGACUGGCUUCUAGCCACACAGUCGCCCCAGGAGGCUCAGGCGCAGACCAGCGUGCUCAUAUCGCACCUAGUGUCCCUGGGUUUCACAAUAAACGUGAAAAAGAGUGUUUUGGUCCCUACUCAAAGCAUAACGUUCAUAGGCUUGUGCCUCGAUUCAGUGACGUUCAAAGCACGUCUAUCCGCGGAGAGAGUGGAAGCCUUUCAGGCUUGUCUGGCACUUUUUCGCAGGGGGACGAUGUUGAAGUUCAGAACGUGCCUCAGACUAUUGGGUCUGAUGGCGUCGGCGUUGGUAGUAGUCCCACUUGGCCGCCUCCAUAUGAGGCCGGUUCAGCGAUGGGUUGCAUCACUCAGACUGAACCCGACGUGCCAUGGCCAUCGCCGGGUUUUGAUCUCCAUGGCGUGCGUCUCGGCGCUGCGCCCUUGGGGACGCGCGUACUUUCUGACUACAGGCGUUACCAUGGGAACUGUCCUGGCGAGGAAGGUCCUUUCGACGGAUGCCUCUCGGGCGGGCUGGGGAGCCGUAUACGAGGGCAGAUCAGUAAAUGGCACGUGGAGCUCACAUAUGCAGUUUGUUCACAUAAACUGCCUGGAACUUCAGGCGGUGUCACUGGCGCUGAAACAUUUUCAACAGGGGCAACAUGUUCUAGUCAGGACGGACAACACCACGGUGGUGGCGUAUAUAAACCGUCAGGGGGGGCUGCGCUCCCCUCAAAUGCACACGUUGGCACACAGACUGACCAUUUGGGGAAACGCCCACCUGUUGUCGCUGAGAGCAACACACGUGCCGGGCGCGCGGGACUGGGGAGCAGAUUUAAUGUCCAGGGGUGACCCUCGCUACAAGGACUGGAAACUCCACGUCGUGGUCGUGAACCAGAUAUGGGAGAAAUACGGUCGAGCAGAGGUCGAUCUCUUUGCAUCAGAGGAGAACACUCAGUGCCCUCUGUUCUAUUCCCUAACCGGUCGGAGCGCCCCAAUGGGGCUGGAUGCUUUGGCAUACGAGUGGCCGCGCGUCCUCCUGUACGCUUUCCCCCCAUUAGAACUGAUCAUUCCUACUCUCGCCAGGGUGCGAGAGAAGGGUCAUGCGCUGAUCCUUAUAGCCCCCCGUUGGCCGGGGAAAUAUUGGUUGGCGGAAAUAGUCCAGUUGCUGUGCGGCCAGCCUUGGCCCCUGCCUUUACGAAGGGACCUCCUGACGCAAGCGCAUGGGGAAAUCUUCCAUCCUCAUCCGGAGCGCAUGGCUCUAUGGGCCUGGCCCGUGAAAGGAUGAACCUAACGACGGCUGGACUCCCAUUGAAUGUCAUUACGACUAUCCAGGGCGCCAGGGCUUCCUCCACGCGUAGCGCAUAUGAAGGGAAAUGGCGUGCGUUCGAGGAUUGGUGCGCGAAAGCUGGGGAAAUAGCUUUCCAGAGUCCCGUGCCUGUUAUUCUGACAUUUCUACAGGAUUUGCUGGAUAAAGGCCGGGCUUUCUCCACUGUCAAAGUGUACUUGGCCGCUAUAUCGGUUUGUCACAUAGGUUUU